GAGAGAGCCCCCUGCAAUGGACUUCACGAACGGCGAGGCCCGACUGGGCCCUCCCAUCAUCAUGUGUACCCGUCCAUACCCAGACUGCAGUGUGGAGCAGGGGGAGUGUUGUGACAUGGACAGCACCAAUGAGAGCGGCGUGGGCUCUGACACCUCUGACGGGGGGCGGAGCAACGAGAAGGAGGAGGGGCUAGGUGGACUGUUCAACAAUUCUGGCCAGCUGAUUGGCUCGGCUUCUGCGUCGGUCUUCUCGGGGGAGGAACAGUUUGAGGACUACGGAGAGGGGGAGGACGUGGACUACACUCCCAGCAGCCCUUGCCCCGACGAUGACGCUCGCACCAACGGCUUCUCAGACCUCGGCUCCUCCCUGCCCUCCAGUGCUGGUCAGACCCCUCUGAAGAUGUGUCACCAGUACAACAGUGAUGUGUUGGAUGUCUAUUGUUCUCAGUGCUAUAAGAAGGUUAACCUGCUCAACGACCUGGAGGCCAGGCUCAACAACCUCAGAGCCAACAGUCUCAACAGGAGGAUCAGGUCUACUUUGUUCCAACACAACCACAGUGCUUUUAGCAGCAGUCAGGGAAGCACAGAGGACCUGUUCAGAGACUCCAUCGACUCUUGUGAUGUGGACAUUACUGAGAAGGUGAGUUACCUGGAGAAGAAGGUGACAGAGCUGGAGAAUGACAGUCUGGCUAAUGGAGACCUCAAGUGUAAACUCAAACAGGGCAACACACAGCUAGUACACAGGGUUCAUGAGCUGGAGGAGCAGCUGAAGGACCAGGAGGGCAGAGCAGAUCAGACCCUGGAGGAAGAGACACAUAGACACAGAGAGACCUACUGCAAGAUGGAGAGAGACAAGAACACGGACAUAGAGCUGCUCAGUAACAGAGUUCAGCAGCUGGAGGAGGAGAAUGGGGAGAUGAAACUGAACGUGUGUAAACUGAAGUCUCAGACUGAGAAACUAGACCAGGAGAAGCAGCGUAUGACAGACCGGUUGGAGGACACCAGUCUGAGGCUGAAGGAUGAGAUGGACCUCUACAGGAAGAUGAUGGACAAGCUGUGGCAGAACAGACAUGAAUUCCAGAAGGAGAGAGAGGCCAUGCAAGAGUUGAUAGAGGACCUGCGUCGGGAGUUGGAGCACCUGCAGCUGUUUAAGCUGGGUUCAGAGGCGGGGCAGGGGGCGGGGCUAUCAGAAUACAACGCCAAGACACGGGAAAUAGAGAUGGAGCAUGAGGUCAAGAGACUGAAACAGGAGAACUUUAAGCUGCGGGACCAGAACGAUGACCUGAACAGUCAGAUCCUCAGUCUGAGUCUGUAUGAAGCUAAGAACCUGUUUGCCUGCCACACCAAGGCCCAGUCACUGGCUGCUGAGAUAGACAACGCUUCUAGGGACGAGUUGGUGGAUGCUCUGAAGGAGCAGGAGUGUGUUAACCUACGUCUCAGACAGUAUAUGGAUAAAAUCAUCCUGGCCAUUCUGGACCACAACCCCUCUAUCCUGGAGAUCAAGAGUAACAGUUAAACACACACUCACACACACACACACCAUUCUGGACCACAACCCCUCUAUCCUGGAGAUCAAGAGUAACAGUUAAACACUCACACACACACACACACACACACACACCAUUCUGGACCACAACCCCUCUAUCCUGGAGAUCAAGAGUAACAGUUAAACACACACUCACACACUCACACACACACACCAUUCUGGACCACAACCCCUCUAUCCUGGAGAUCAAGAGUAACAGUUAAACACACACUCACACACUCACACUUCCACGCCUGGGGAUGGGACAGAACUUAAAACAACAGACACUCAAAACAACUGACAGCUGUCUGUGGUUUACAGCUGAAACUCGCCGUCUACUCUAUCUGUCAAUCAACUGUUAGAUGUCCCGCCUCCUUUAUCUAUCCCACCAAUGAUGAACUGUUAUUAUGUUGCCAAGAAGAGAAACUGUGGUACUGAAUGACACUAUCCGGAGACUAGCAGUAUUAUGAUGGUGUUCACUUUAUGAUGACGAUAAUUAUUCUAAGUUAGGUUGACACACACUCUCCCUCUGGGUUCACGACCUCCAGGAUGACUGUCCACUAGCCUACAAUGAUGUCAUCAUUUAUUACUGAUUUAACAAUGAGGAAUAUUUGCAAACCGGAGCGCGCCACUUUUGAUUGGCUAACUGAGCUGUUCGAUCACGUUCAAAAGUGGGUAAAGGUCGUAGGGUGAGCGGACGAGGAAGUGUAACAGAUAGUGUGGGUAGGUUAAGACGAGGGAUUUUAAGAUUCCUUCGGGUUAAGGUCUGAUAGCUUGGUAGAGAUGGGAGUCGUUGGUCAUAUUAUGGACGUUCGGAUGUUUGAUGCCGGGAUACAGUAGCAAUCAACCGUGAGGUGAGACUCACCCCUCCCUCCCUCCCCCCCCUGUGCAACGGGGACCAAGGGUGUCUCAAUAGUCACCUCCUCUUCUUUGUCUUCUCUUUCAUCUACACUGACAGGACAGGUGAAAGAUGCCCCACUCAGAUGUUUCCUUUCACCUGUCCUGUCUUCUCUGAUCAGUUCAAAUCAAGGAAAGGAAAGGAAAGGAAGGAGAUGAGGCCACUUCAGACCACUGAGACUCACCCCUCCCUCCCCCUCCUGUCCUCCUCCCUCCCUCCCCCUCCUGUCCUCCUCCCUCCCUCCCUCCCCCUCCUGUCCUUUCUCCCUCCCUCCCCCUCCUGUCUUCCCUCCCUCCCUCUCCCUCCUGUCCUCCUCCCUCUCCCUCAUGUCAAUCAAGGAAAGGAAAGGAAAGUAAAGUAAGGAGAUGAGGCCACUUCAGACCACUGAGACUCACCCCUUCCUCCCCUCCUGUCCUCCUCCCUCCCUCCCUCCCCCUCCUGUCCUCCUCCCUCCCUCCCUCCCCUCCUGUCCUCCCUCCCUCCCUCCCCCUCCUGUCCUCCCUCCCUCCCUCCUGUCCUCCUCCCUCCCUCCCUCUCCCUCCUGUCCUCCUCCCUCUCCCUCAUGUCAAUCAAGGAAAGGAAAGGAAAGGAAGGAGAUGAGGCCACUAUCAGACCACUGAGACUCACCCCAAGUUUAGUCUCCACGCUGAUUCCUCUGGUCGGGAGGGACGUGAAGAUUAUACCUUCUGAUUCUAUGAUCCAGUUCCUCUCUGGCCGUGAAGGUUAUAACUUGUUAUGAAGUGUCAUGACCUGUCAUAAGCAUUUAAGACAGGCGUCAUACUGGUGUCAUAGCGUUGUUUAUAGGCUUAAACGAUGCAUAGUGAACAAAGUGUUAAUAAUAAUGAUACCCUAUUCCCUGUAUAGCGCACUACUUUGGACCAGGGCCCAAUGAUACCCUAUUCCCUAUAUAGCGCACUACUUUGGACCAGGGCCCAAUGAUACCCUAUUCCCUAUAUAGUGCACUACUUUGGACCAGGGCCCAAUGAUACCCUGUUCCCUAUAUAGUGCACUACUUUGGACCAGGGCCCAAUGAUACCCUAUUCCCUAUAUAGCGCACUACUUUGGACCAGGGC
Messenger RNA from Oncorhynchus nerka (sockeye salmon), 3496 nucleotides. Its product is annotated as rab11 family-interacting protein 4A-like. The coding region runs from base 17 to 1516 and encodes 499 amino acids. The record is from RefSeq and is a predicted model, not a curated record. NCBI's taxonomy places the organism in Eukaryota, Metazoa, Chordata, Actinopteri, Salmoniformes, Salmonidae. The transcript has 14 exons. Gene Ontology annotation, cellular component: cleavage furrow; midbody; recycling endosome membrane. Gene Ontology annotation, biological process: regulation of cytokinesis; endocytic recycling.